AUGAUGAAAGAUUGUCAAGCUUUUAGGGUCACUCUUCUCUUGGCAUAUCUUGUUCUAGUCACCAGAGGAAAAGAUGUCAGUGCUACAGAAAUAUGGAUGGAAGGAGGAGAUGUCGUUGACUGCGUUGAUGUGAAUCUUCAACCAGCUUUUAACCACCCAUUAUUGAAAGACCACAAAAUUCAGAUGGAACCAAGCUCCUUUCCGAAUGGACUAAAUAUCACAUCUCCGUUCCUACAUGAUGUAUUUGAAGCACAUCCGCCUAUCGUUGAAUGCCCAAGAGGAACAGUUCCAAUACUACGUAACAGUAGAAUGGAGCAUAUAGCAGGACAACUCUAUAUUAAUGGAGUGAUUAGCAAGGAUAAUCAACAAGAGGUGGCAGGAAUCAAAUAUUAUGGUGAUGUAUAUGGGGCGAGAGCUAUAAUAAAUGUUUAUGAGCCAAAGGUGAAGAAAUCUAGUAAAGAUCUCAGUGCAACAAGUAUUCAAAUUGAUAACUUCGGACCAAAUGGCCUUGAUAGUAUAGUUGUUGGAUAUUCGGUAGCUCCAAACUUGGCUGGUGAUAGCUCGGCAAGGUUUCAUGUUUCUUGGGGUGAAGAAGGCGGACAAAGCAAGUCAUGCUAUGAUCACACAUGCCCUGGUUUUGUGCAAGUAAACCACAACUUUGUUCUUGGAGGAAGAUUACAACCUGUUUCAGUCUAUAAUGGAAAACAAUAUGUGAUUACGGUCCUUAUUUACAAGGACUUAAUGACAAAGAACUGGUGGGUAACAUAUGGUGAAGACAAUACACCCAUUGGAUAA
Messenger RNA from Triticum turgidum subsp. durum (durum wheat), 795 nucleotides. NCBI's taxonomy places the organism in Eukaryota, Viridiplantae, Streptophyta, Magnoliopsida, Poales, Poaceae. The record is from the annotation of a GenBank genome assembly.